Molecule: messenger RNA, 186 nt
Organism: Aspergillus ochraceoroseus IBT 24754
Lineage: Eukaryota; Fungi; Ascomycota; Eurotiomycetes; Eurotiales; Aspergillaceae
Product: Clr5 domain-containing protein
Exons: 2
Source: RefSeq, a predicted model, not a curated record
AUGAAGAGUGCCAUCCCCCCCGACAUCUGGGAAACCAAGAGACUCCUUAUCACCAAACUAUACAAGGAGGAGGAGUGGCCGCUGAAGCAAGUCAUCAAGCUAGUCCAGACCAGAGAUUUCCAUCCAAGUGAAUCCCAACUACGCAGCCGCCUGAAAAAAUGGCAAAUCACCAAGCCAUCACGCAAA